Molecule: messenger RNA, 1500 nt
Organism: Caenorhabditis sp. 36 PRJEB53466
Lineage: Eukaryota; Metazoa; Nematoda; Chromadorea; Rhabditida; Rhabditidae
Source: the annotation of a GenBank genome assembly
AUGACCGCUUCUCUCCGUCUUUUCAUUCUGUACACUCUCUCCUCUGUUCUGCCUUCUGCAUGCACUGCUCAAUGCGAUGACAACGGAGUCGUCUAUGCAUCUGGAGACAAGUGGAUUCGCAACAACCACUUCUUGGUUACCUGUCGGAAUGGAAACAUUCAGGUUUGAGAUGAAUGCCCGUGAGACAAACUCCCUGCUCUCGUUCAGACUUUGAAGUGUGUGACUGACAGCGGACACCUUCUAGAUGUCGGCUCGAAGACGUUCGUUGAGCACGGAUACGAGUACACUUGCUCGCACGCGGCAUCCACCGAACACUUGAACACCAACUCGUGCCCCACUUUCGCCGAUUUCUCCGAUGACAUUUUCAAGGAUCGAUUCGCGAUUUGUUGCAUUUCUCGUCGGUUCAAAGGAUGCGUGGACGUGAACGGGGAUAUUGUGAAGCACGGAUAUUUCGUGAUCGGCAACAGAAGUCUCAAGUAUUGUCGGGUUCAACCCAAUCAGCUGACUGUUAGAAUCGAGCCGAAAGGUAAAAGGAAGUGGGAAAGUUUAGAGAAAGAAAUGAAAAGUUCAGGAUGUUUCAAUGGGACCACAAAUGAUGACGUCAACGACGAGGACUUGCACAUCAAGAAGUACGCGGUCUGGAGGGAAGGUAGCCGAUUCUGGAGUUCAAUUUCAAGCUCUCUUUCUCUAUUUUUAGGAGACGUCGAGUAUCGUUGUGGUGACGAAGGCGUUCAAAUUCAGAGAUGUUUCCCAAAAGAACUGAAGAACAAGCCGGUUUGGGCAGGAACUGCGUGGAUUCAGGAGGACGGACUCGUCAAAACAUGUGGAAAAAUACACUGAAAAGUUGUUGUUUUGCGUGCAAUGAAGUGUUAUUUGAGUCUGCGUCAGUUGAUCAAUGAGCAAACAAAAGGGAACAUGCGGCGGGCGAUAAGAUAAGGAAAGGAAAGGGAGGUCCCCAGGGAAUAGUUGCCCACACACACGCACUGGUCACUUGACCCUGGAAAAUGACACGAAACGCUUUGAUUCUAGCUCUUCUUCUUUUUAUUUUCAACGGCACCGAGUCCAAGACGAGUUGUCUUCUGGCCACAGGAACUUUGAAAUGUCCGACGAAACCAGAAGCCGUUCGGAAUGUGCACAUCGACUUGUGGGACGAAGACUGUGAGUUUGUUCCGGGGAAACCGUUGAUAAUGGAGGUGAUUCCAGCCCUUCCACUGGAAUCCGAUGAUCUUAUGGGGAGGACUUGGAGCGGCAAGGAGGGAAUGUUCCAAGUGACCGGAUGUGCGAGUGACUUCGGGCCCAUAAACACUCCCGACCCGUACAUUUACAUAGAGCACAAUUGUCCGCAUAGAUUCACAAAUGCAACGGAUCCUAUCCAGGUGAGCAUCCGAUUUCAUGAUGUGCCACUAAAAAAGGGGCUUUCAGAUCGACGUAAUCCCUCUUUUCCUGCCGUCAAUCGUCCGUUUGGGCAACAUUUAUCUGGAUCGAUACCUGGAAGACUAA